AUGGAUUUGUUUUUUGAUCCAGACAAAGGCAUGCCAUCAUUCACUAUUGAAGUCGGCUAUUUUGAUACCAUUAAAGAAAUCAAAGAAAAAGUGUCCAAGUGCCAAGGUAUUCCUGUUGUUGAACAAACCUUAAAAUUCGAUGGAAAAAUUCUAGCCGAUGAUCUCAACAUUCACACGUCCGACAUCAUAGAUGGCUCUCGUCUUAAACUUAUCACUACUACUAACGAUCCUCAACAAGCGCCACACGCAACAACGACCAAGGUGAAAAUUGAAGAACCUCCUUCACCAUCUUCAUGUUCUUCAUCACACAAUCUCAAAAUGAUUGUGGACAUGAAUAAUGAUUCCGUUAUGACGCUGAAAGGGAAGAUGAACGAAAUGAAAAGAAUCCCGUUAAGUGGGACAAAAGUAUAUGCGAAUGGGAUUGAAUUGCAAGACCAUAAGAGCAUGCAUGAGUGUCAAAUUGUUGAUGGGUCAGAAGGUGAGGUGCCUACUCUUCAGAAAACACCAGCAACGAGCGUUUGUAGUUUAAGCAUGGGUUUAUUGGGGAAGAAAAUGAAGGUAAAUGUGAUGUCAAAAAAGGGCGAAAAGGUAAGUGUGGAAGUGAAUCCUCAGAGUAAUGUUGGGGAAUUACGGAAAGAGUUGCAAAGGGUAAGAAAUGAAGGGGUGAGAUUUGGGUUGCCAGAAGAAGGAUAUUUUUUCAUAUAUAAACAAAAUGUGAUGGAAGAAGAUCAGUCUUUUAGAUGGCACCGAGUACAACAAGGUGACACCCUUGAGAUCUUUAACGGCUGUGUAACCGGUGGAGCUUAA
Messenger RNA from Erigeron canadensis, 807 nucleotides. RefSeq names its product ubiquitin domain-containing protein 7SL RNA1-like. Bases 1 to 807 code for a protein of 268 amino acids. NCBI's taxonomy places the organism in Eukaryota, Viridiplantae, Streptophyta, Magnoliopsida, Asterales, Asteraceae. Gene Ontology annotation, molecular function: ubiquitin binding; proteasome binding; polyubiquitin modification-dependent protein binding. Gene Ontology annotation, biological process: proteasome-mediated ubiquitin-dependent protein catabolic process. The record is from RefSeq and is a predicted model, not a curated record. Gene Ontology annotation, cellular component: nucleoplasm; cytosol. The transcript has a single exon.